AUGUUACCAGGUGAAGAAUACAAUAUGCUUGGCCGUGAUUAUGCAAGUGUCGAUCUGGAGGAUGAUACUUCUGAUGAACUGCAAGGUGCCUCUGCUUCAAAGGAACAGGCGGCAAACGCUACUGGAGGCACCUCGUGGUACUAUAAUCAGAGGAAUGCAUAUGAUCAGAGUGCUGCAGACUCUUCACAGGUUACAUUUAUUGCCCCAACAACGGUUCCUGUUCUAAGAAGUGCAGUCUCAGCUCACAACAACCAAGUUUGUAGCACAUGGGGUAACUCCUACUUCAAAACUUUUGAUGGAGAUAUAUUUUAUUACCCUGGCACUUGCAACUAUCUGUAUGCUUCAAACUGCAAGAACAGUUAUGAGGCAUUUAACAUCCAGAUCAGACGGACCAUAGUGAACAGCCUUCCCGUCAUCAGCCACAUCAUUAUGACGAUAGACGGGCUCUUGAUUGAAAUUACCAAUGGAACCAUUGCAUUUAAUGGCGGACAGGUGGAUCUACCAUACAGUUUCUCUGGGGUCCAGAUUGAUAGAAUUGGCAUGUACAUCAGGGUUGUUGCCAAGAUAGGUCUGGAAUUUAUGUGGAAUGAAGACGAUGCAAUUUUGUUGGAGCUGGGUACUCAGUUUGCCAAUCAGACUUGCGGCCUUUGUGGAGAUUUCAACGGCAUUCCGGUUUACAAUGAAUUUAUUAUAAACAAUGCUCAGAUGACUCCCAUUCAAUAUGGAAACAUUCAGAAAUUGAAUGGGCCGACGGAAACGUGUCAAGACCUAACAGUUCAGGUCCAAAAUAACUGCACAGACUCUAGAAGACUGUGUGAAGUGAUCCUGACAAACUCUGCGUUUUCCUCGUGUAACCAUCUCCUAGACCCCUCUUUAUACAUCAAUGCUUGUGUACAGGAUCUGUGCAGAUGUGCACAAAAUGCAACCGGAUUUUGCCUUUGUAGUACCUUCACUGAAUAUUCCCGCCAAUGUGCUCAUGCUGGUGGGCAGCCUAACAACUGGAGAACUGCCAAACUGUGCCCUCUUCAAUGCAGCUACAACCUGGAGUACAGAGAAUGUGGAAGCCAGUGUCCUGACACUUGUAGUAACCCUGAUCGCUCGUCAGUCUGCGAUAGUCACUGUAUUGAUGGAUGCUUCUGCCCUGCAGGAACUGUAUUUGAUGACAUCAAAAACACUGGCUGUAUUCCCAAGCAGCAGUGUGCCUGUACUUACAAUGGAAAGGUCUAUAACUCAGGCACUGGAUAUUCAGUUCAAUGUCAAGUUUGUACCUGUGCCAAUGGAAAAUGGAAAUGUUCAGAACAAGACUGUCAGGGAACCUGUUCAAUUGAGGGAGGAUCUCAUAUAACCUCCUUUGAUGCAACACGUUAUAACUUCCAUGGUGAUUGCUCCUAUGUCCUGUCUAAGGUCUGCAACAACAACUCAUUCAGUGUGCUGGGAGAACUGCUGCAAUGUGGUCUGACUACCACUGAGACCUGUUUAAAGAGUAUCACCCUCAGUUUAAAUAAUGGAAAUGAUCUUGUUUAUAUAAAACCAUGCGGCAGUGUGUACGUGAACUCAAUUUAUACUCAGCUACCCAUCUCGACAGCCAGUGUCACCAUUUUUAUGCCUUCAUCAUUCUACAUCAUUGUACAAACUAAGAUUGGGAUCCAAAUUCAAGUCCAGCUCAUUCCCAUUAUGCAGUUGUACAUCAGACUCGAUCCAGUCUACAAGAAUCAAGUGUGUGGUCUCUGUGGCAACUAUAACAGCAUUCAAGCUGAUGACUUCCAAGUUCUUAGUGGAGUUAUUGAAGGCAGUGCUUCAUCCUUUGCCAACACCUGGAAGACCCAAGGCAGCUGUCCUAACAGUGUAACCAGCUUUGAAAAUCCAUGCUCCCUUAGCGUUCAAAAUGCGCAAUAUGCUACUCACUGGUGCUCAAUGAUAAGCGAUCCUGAUGGUCCUUUUGCUGCAUGCCACCAGAGAGUUACUCCUGACACCUACCAGUCGAACUGUAUGUACGAUUCAUGCAAUUAUGCCAACAGCGAGGACAGCAUGUGUGCUGCACUGUCUGCUUAUGUACAUACCUGUGCCAAAGCAGGAAUUUUACUGAAAGGAUGGAGAAAAAAUGUCUGCCAGACGUAUACAACCACAUGCCCCAACACCUUGACCUACAGUUACAACGUAAAGACCUGCCAGAACACCUGCCGCUCCCUCAGUGAACACGACAUCACCUGUGACAUCUCUUUUGUUCCUGUUGAUGGCUGCAUUUGCCAAAAUGGAACCUACAUGGAUGACAGUGGAAUAUGUGUGCUUCAGUCCUCUUGUCCUUGUUAUUACAAGGGUUCGGCAGUACCUCCAGGAGAGGUGGUCCAUCAGAAUGGAGCCCUGUGCACAUGUACUUUGGGAAAACUGAACUGCAUUGGACAAAUAACUCCAGUGGCUGCAUGUCGGGCACCCAUGGAGUACUUUGACUGUACCAACGCAUCUGUAGGCACAAAGGGAUCGGAGUGCCAGAAGAGUUGCCAAACCCUUGACAUGACUUGUUACAGUGCACAGUGUGUGUCAGGCUGCAUCUGUCCACGUGGACUGAUAGCUGAUGGACAAGGAGGAUGCGUGAGAGAGGAACAGUGUCCUUGUAUACACAACAAUAUCCCCUAUAGUCCAGGAGCCACAAUCCAGAUCACGUGCAACACUUGCACCUGCAAUAACAGAAUAUGGAGCUGCACAAAUGAGCCCUGUCUGGGCACCUGUUCUGUAUAUGGCGAUGGCCACUUUCUCACCUUUGACAGUAAAUUAUAUGACUUUGAUGGAGCCUGUGAAUAUACAUUGGCUCAGGAUUACUGCACUGGUGACCCCAACAAUGGAACUUUCCGUGUCAUGGUUGAAAAUAUCCCAUGUGGUACUACAGGAACCACCUGUUCUAAAUCCCUCAAAGUUUACCUUGGAAAAGAUGAACUGAUACUUAAUCAAGAUACAUUUGAGAUUGUGAAACAAGAUUCUGGAAAGUACAUACCAUACAAGGUCCACCAGAUGGGUAAAUACAUGGUAAUUGAAGCCCUUAAUGGAUUGAUUCUGACGUGGGACAAGGGAACCAGCAUAUACCUCAAACUGGAUUCAAGCUUCCAGGGUAAAGUCUGUGGUCUUUGUGGUAACUAUGAUGGAAAUUUUGUCAAUGACUAUACAACCAGAAGUAUGGCUGUGGUUGGAGAUGUUCUGGAAUUUGGUAAUAGCUGGAAAAUGUCUCCCAGUUGCUUGGAUUCUGUGAAUACAGUAGAUCCCUGCUCUUCCAACCCAUACAGACAGGCCUGGUCACAGAAACAGUGCAGUGUUAUCACAAGUGAUACAUUCUCAAACUGUCACUCCCUGGUGAACCCACUGAACUAUUAUGAUGCUUGUGUAAAUGAUGCUUGUGCCUGUGAUACUGGUGGGGAUUGUGAGUGCUUAUGUACUGCUAUAGCUGCAUACGCCCAAGCCUGCAGUGAGGCCGGAGUCUGUGUCAGCUGGAGAAACCCAAACUUGUGUCCCAUUUUCUGUGAUUUCUACAAUGGCGGGGAAGGACACUGUGAGUGGCACUACAACCCAUGCGGUGUUCAAGGUUCUGAGUGCAUGAAAACCUGCAGGAACCCUAAUGGAACAUGUUACCAUAAACUGGCAGGCCUGGAAGGAUGUUACCCUAAGUGCCCAAAUGAAAGACCCUAUUUUGAUGAGGAUAAAAUGGAAUGUGUUGCAAUAUGUCCAUGCUAUUCAAUUAAUGGAACACUGUACGAGGUUGGUCAAAAGAUGCCUCGUGAUGAGCGUGACGAUAACUGUACAACCUGCAUAUGUUCUCCAAAUGGCAGACAAUGUACUCUCCAAGACUGCUGUGUGUAUAAUGGCACAGUAUAUAUGGCCCCAAACAUUGUUUACAACACCACUGAUGGCAUGGGAGGCUGUAUUGUUGGAUAUUGCAUUAAAGGAAGCAUCAGAGGAACUAAUACACCCUGCAGCCCGACGUCUACACCAACUACAGUGUUCAGCUUCUCUACUACAACUCCUGUGACUACAGCAACACUCACUAGCACUACAGUAUGUACUAUUACUGAAACAGAUGCAGGGUGCACAUGGUCAGAAUGGUAUGACGUGAAAUCUCCAGAUGCAGAAAUAGACAGUGGGGAUUUUGAAACUUUUGAAAACAUCAAGAAAGAGGGUUUUAACAUUUGUGAUGCACCUCAAAAUAUAGACUGCAGAGCAAAGCAUUAUCCUAAUGAUUCAAUAGUAGCUUUAGGUCAACAGGUCACAUGCAGCAAAUAUGUUGGUCUAAUCUGCCUUAAUAGCCAACAGCCACAGAACAUUUGCUAUGAUUAUCAGAUCAGAAUUCAAUGCUGUUCCUCAAAAACAAACUGUAGUGAAAUAACAACUGUAUCACCACAAUCAACUACAGUUGCUAAGACAACCUCCAAUUACUCUACAACAGAAAGCACUGCUACAACACAAACAUAUAAAACUCCUUUUACCAGACUUACAACUCAAGUUACAGUCUCCACUUCAUCCUCUCCAUCCAGCACAAGUGGGACACCAAUGACUUUCACUUCUCCAUCAAAUACAGCAACUAGCUCUACAUCAGUUUCUACAAAAUCAACCACAAGAGAAACUCCAUCUCUACCCACAACCACAGGAGAAACACCAGUGACCAUUGUUUCAACCACUUCUACUUCACCCAUCACUUCAUCAAAUAAAACUUCCUAUACCUCUGUUUCAGCUACAAGUGUAACCUCAGUAACUUCCACUUCAUCCACCACUUCAAAAAACACAACCCCAUCAACACCUAUUUCUCCCAUUUCCACCACAGGUGGACCAUCAACCACUCCAACAACCAUCUCAACAAGAGUAACAACUACCUCUACCUCUUCUUCACCAACAACCACCACAAGCCAAACACCAAUCACUUCCACUUCAUCCACUUCUCCAUCAAAUACAGCAACUAGCUCUUCAUCUGUUUCUACAGAAUCAACCACAAGACAAACUUCAUCUUUACCCACAACCAAAGGAGAAACACCAGUGACCAUUGUUUCAACUACAAGCGGAACUUCAACCACCUCUACUUCACCCACCACUUCAUCAAAUACAACUCCCUAUAUCUCUGUUUCAGCUUCAAGUGGAACCUCAGUAACUUCCACUUCAUCCACCACUUCAACAAACAUAACCCCAUCAACCCCUAUUUCUCACAUUUCCACCACAGGUGGACCAUCAACCACUCCAACAACUAUCUCAACAAGAGUAACAACUACUUCUACUUCUUCUUCACCAACAACCACCACAAGCCAAACACCAAUCACUUCCACCAUUUCAUCCAAAACAUCAACUCCCUCUUCCUCUACUUCUUCAAGUCCAACCCCAGCACAUACAUCAACUUUUUCUACUAAAUCUACACCCUCGUCCACUACAGUUUCAACUACCACUUCAACAACUUGCCCAUAUUUAAUGAAAUGCUCCUGGUCAUCAUGGAUUGAGGGCAGUAGUCCAACAAUUACAUAUUCUAAUGAAAAAGGAAGUCAUUCUAAUGAAAAAAACAGUAAUUCCAAAACAUCAUCCAAUGGAAAAGAUGACAGCACUUCAAGAGAGGAUUCUAAGCAAAAAGAAAAUAAAUCUUCAAAGAGUGAUUCAAAUGAAAGAGGCAGCAAUCUGUCAAGAGGUACUUCAAGUGAAGAAAAUCAUGAUGCUUCAAGACACUCUUCUGGUGAAGAUAGUGGCAGCUUGGAACUAUUAAAGUCUACUGGAUCUGAAAUAUGUUCAGUACAGGAAAUGGCAAGCCAAAUACAGUGUCAAGUAGCAUCAGAUUCAAUCAACAAUAAAAAUACAGCAGUUUCGCAAUGUGAUAUGAAAACUGGCCUUGCAUGUCUUAAUGCCAAGCAGAAAGGAAUCUUUAUGCCAGAAUGUCAAAAUUAUAAGAUAAGGGUUCAGUGUUGUUCUACAGUUUGUUCGCCAUCUACACCAGGCCCAUAUGUCAUUACAUCAACUCAAAGUAGUACUUCAGCCACUUCCACUUCUUCAACAACCUCAACAAAACCAACCCAUCCCUAUUCCUCUGUAUCAACAAAAACUACCUCAAUCAUUACCUCAACCACUUUGCCCACUUCUUCAACAAAAAUAACUACCUCUACCACUUUAAUCCCAACAUCCAGCACAAGUGGAACACCAAUCACUUCCACUUCAUCCACCACUUCAACAAACAUAACCCCAUCAACCCCUAUUUCUCACAUUUCCACCACAAGUGGACCAUCAACCACUCCAACAACCAUCUCAACAAGAGUAACAACUACCUCUACCUCUUCUUCACCAACAACCACCACAAGCCAAACACCAAUCACUUCCACUUCAUCCACUUCUCCAUCAAAUACAGCAACUAGCUCUUCAUCUGUUUCUACAGAAUCAACCACAAGACAAACUUCAUCUUUACCCACAACCACAGGAGAAACAUCAGUGACCAUUGUUUCAACUACUAGCGGAACUUCAACAACCUCUACUUCAACCACCACUUCAUCAAAUACAACUCCCUAUAUCUCUGUUUCAGCUACAAGUGGAACCUCAGUAACUUCCACUUCAUCCACCACUUCAACAAACAAAACCCCAUCAACCCCUAUUUCUCCCAUUUCCACCACAAGUGGAAUAUCAACCACUCCAACAACCAUCUCAACAAGAGUAACAACUACCUCUACCUCUUUUUCACCAACACCAACCACUAGCCACACACCAAUCACUUCCACCAUUUCAUCCAAAACAUCAACUCCCUCUUCCUCUACUUCUUCAAGUCCAACCCCAGCACAUACAUCAACUUUGUCUACUAAAUCUACACCCUCAUCCACUACAGUUUCAACUACAACUUCAACAACUUGCCCAUAUUUAAUGAAAUGCUCCUGGUCAUCAUGGAUUGAGGGCAGUAGUCCAACAAUUACAUAUUCUAAUGAAAAAGGAAGUCAUUCUAAUGAAAAAAACAGUAAUUCCAAAACAUCAUCCAAUAGAAAAGAUGACAGCACUUCAAGAGAGGAUUCUAAGCAAAAAGAAAAUAAAUCUUCAAAGAGUGAUUCAAAUGAAAGAGGCAGCAAUCUGUCAAGAGGUACUUCAAGUGAAGAAAAUCAUGAUGCUUCAAGACACUCUUCUGGUGAAGAUAGUGGCAGCUUGGAACUAUUAAAGUCUACUGGAUCUGAAAUAUGUUCAGUACAGGAAAUGGCAAGCCAAAUACAGUGUCAAGUAGCAUCAGAUUCAAUCAACAAUAAAAAUACAGCAGUUUCGCAAUGUGAUAUGAAAACUGGCCUUGCAUGUCUUAAUGCCAAGCAGAAAGGAAUCUUUAUGCCAGAAUGUCAAAAUUAUAAGAUAAGGGUUCAGUGUUGUUCUACAGUUUGUUCACCAUCUACACCAGGCCCAUAUGUCAUUACUUCAACUCCAAGUAGUACUUCAGCCACUUCCACUUCUUCAACAACCUCAACAAAACCAACCCAUCCCUAUUCCUCUGUAUCAACAAAAACUACCUCAAUCAUUACCUCAACCACUUUGCCCACUUCCUCAACAAAAAUAACUACCUCUACCACUUUAAUCCCAACAUCCAGCACAAGUGGAACACCAAUCACUUCCACUUCAUCCACCACUUCAACAAACAUAACCCCAUCAACCCCAAUUUCUCCCAUUUCCACCACAAGUGGACCAUCAACCACUCCAACAACCAUCUCAACAAGAGUAACAACUACCUCUACCUCUUCUUCACCAACAACCACCACAAGCCAAACACCAAUCACUUCCACUUCAUCCACUUCUCCAUCAAAUACAGCAACUAGCUCUUCAUCUGUUUCUACAGAAUCAACCACAAGACAAACUUCAUCUUUACCCACAACCACAGGAGAAACACCAGUGACCAUUGUUUCAACUACAAGCGGAACUUCAACCACCUCUACUUCACCCACCACUUCAUCAAAUACAACUCCCUAUAUCUCUGUUUCAGCUACAAGUGGAACCUCAGUAACUUCCACUUCAUCCACCACUUCAACAAACAUAACCCCAUCAACCCCUAUUUCUCCCAUUUCCACCACAAGUGGAAUAUCAACCACUCCAACAACCAUCUCAACAAGAGUAACAACUACCUCUACCUCUUCUUCACCAACAACAACCACAAGCCAAACACCAAUCACUUCCACUUCAUCCACUUCUCCAUCAAAUACAGCAACUAGCUCUUCAUCUGUUUCUACAGAAUCAACCACAAGACAAACUUCAUCUUUACCCACAACCACAGGAGAAACACCAGUGACCAAUGUUUCAACUACAAGCGGAACUUCAACAACCUCUACUUCACCCACCACUUCAUCAAAUACAACUUCCUAUACCUCUGUUUCAGCUACAAGUGGAACCUCAGUAACUUCCACUUCAUCCACCACUUCAACAAACAUAACCCCAUCAACCCCUAUUUCUCCCAUUUCCACCACAAGUGGAAUAUCAACCACUCCAACAACCAUCUCAACAAGAGUAACAACUACCUCUACCUCUUCUUCACCAACAACAACCACAAGCCAAACACCAAUCACUUCCACUUCAUCCACUUCUCCAUCAAAUACAGCAACUAGCUCUUCAUCUGUUUCUACAGAAUCAACCACAAGACAAACUUCAUCUUUACCCACAACCACAGGAGAAACAACAGUGACCAUUGUUUCAACUACAAGCGGAACUUCAACCACCUCUACUUCACCCACCACUUCAUCAAAUACAACUCCCUAUACCUCUGUUUCAGCUACAAGUGGAACCUCAGUAACUUCCACUUCAUCCACCACUUCAACAAACAUAACCCCAUCAACCCCUAUUUAUCCCAUUUCCACCACAAGUGGAAUAUCAACCACUCCAACAACCAUCUCAACAAGAGUAACAACUACCUCUACCUCUUCUUCACCAACAACCACCACAAGCCAAACACCAAUCACUUCCACUUCAUUCACUUCUCCAUCAAAUACAGCAACUAGCUCUUCAUCUGUUUCUACAGAAUCAACCACAAGACAAACUUCAUCUUUACCCACAACCACAGGAGAAACACCAGUGACCAUUGUUUCAACUACUAGCGGAACUUCAAUCACCUCUACUUCACCCACCACUUCAUCAAAUACAACUCCCUAUAUCUCUGUUUCAGCUACAAGUGGAACCUCAGUAACUUCCACUUCAUCCACCACUUCAACAAACAUAACCCCACCAACCCCUAUUUCUCCCAUUUCCACCACAAGUGGAAUAUCAACCACUCCAACAACCAUCUCAACAAGAGUAACAACUACCUCUACCUCUUCUUCACCAACACCAACCACUAGCCACACACCAAUCACUUCCACCAUUUCAUCCAAAACAUCAACUCCCUCUUCCUCUACUUCUUCAAGUCCAACCCCAGCACAUACAUCAACUUUAUCUACUAAAUCUACACCCUCAUCCACUACAGUUUCAACUACCACUUCAACAACUUGCCCAUAUUUAAUGAAAUGCUCCUGGUCAUCAUGGAUUGAGGGCAGUAGUCCAACAAUUACAUAUUCUAAUGAAAAAGGAAGUCAUUCUAAUGAAAAAAACAGUAAUUCCAAAACAUCAUCCAAUGGAAAAGAUGACAGCACUUCAAGAGAGGAUUCUAAGCAAAAAGAAAAUAAAUCUUCAAAGAGUGAUUCAAAUGAAAGAGGCAGCAAUCUGUCAAGAGGUACUUCAAGUGAAGAAAAUCAUGAUGCUUCAAGACACUCUUCUGGUGAAGAUAGUGGCAGCUUGGAACUAUUAAAGUCUACUGGAUCUGAAAUAUGUUCAGUACAGGAAAUGGCAAGCCAAAUACAGUGUCAAGUAGCAUCAGAUUCAAUCAACAAUAAAAAUACAGCAGUUUCGCAAUGUGAUAUGAAAACUGGCCUUGCAUGUCUUAAUGCCAAGCAGAAAGGAAUCUUUAUGCCAGAAUGUCAAAAUUAUAAGAUAAGGGUUCAGUGUUGUUCUACAGUUUGUUCACCAUCUACACCAGGCCCAUAUGUCAUUACUUCAACUCCAAGUAGUACUUCAACCACUUCCACUUCUUCAACAACCUCAACAAAACCAACACAUCCCUAUUCCUCUGUAUCAACAAAAACUACCACAAUCAUUACCUCAACCACUUCGCCCACUUCCUCAACAAAAGUAACUACCUCUACCACUUUAAUCCCAACAUCCAGCACAAGUGGAACACCAAUCACUUCCACUUCAUCCACCACUUCAACAAACAUAACCCCAUCAACCCCUAUUUCUCACAUUUCCACCACAGGUGGACCAUCAACCACUCCAACAACCAUCUCAACAAGAGUAACAACUACUUCUACCUCUUCUUCACCAACAACCACCACAAGCCAAACACCAAUCACUUCCACCAUUUCAUCCAAAACAUCAACUCCCUCUUCCUCUACUUCUUCAAGUCCAACCCCAGCACAUACAUCAACUUUAUCUACUAAAUCUACACCCUCGUCCACUACAGUUUCAACUACCACUUCAACAACUUGCCCAUAUUUAAUGAAAUGCUCCUGGUCAUCAUGGAUUGAGGGCAGUAGUCCAACAAUUACAUAUUCUAAUGAAAAAGGAAGUCAUUCUACUGAAAAAAACAGUAAUUCCAAAACAUCAUCCAAUGGUAAAGAUGACAGCACUUCAAGAGAGGAUUCUAAGCAAAAAGAAAAUAAAUCUUCAAAGAGUGAUUCAAAUGAAAGAGGCAGCAAUCUGUCAAGAGGUACUUCAAGUGAAGAAAAUCAUGAUGCUUCAAGACACUCUUCUGGUGAAGAUAGUGGCAGCUUGGAACUAUUAAAGUCUACUGGAUCUGAAAUAUGUUCAGUACAGGAAAUGGCAAGCCAAAUACAGUGUCAAGUAGCAUCAGAUUCAAUCAACAAUAAAAAUACAGCAGUUUCGCAAUGUGAUAUGAAAACUGGCCUUGCAUGUCUUAAUGCCAAGCAGAAAGGAAUCUUUAUGCCAGAAUGUCAAAAUUAUAAGAUAAGGGUUCAGUGUUGUUCUACAGUUUGUUCACCAUCUACACCAGGCCCAUAUGUCAAUACUUCAACUCCAAGUAGUACUUCAGCCACUUCCACUUCUUCAACAACCUCAACAAAACCAACCCAUCCCUAUUCCUCUGUAUCAACAAAAACUACCUCAAUCAUUACCUCAACCACUUUGCCCACUUCCUCAACAAAAAUAACUACCUCUACCACUUUAAUCCCAACAUCCAGCACAAGUGGAACACCAAUCACUUCCACUUCAUCCACCACUUCAACAAACAUAACCCCAUCAACCCCUAUUUCUCACAUUUCCACCACAAGUGGACCAUCAACCACUCCAACAACCAUCUCAACAAGAGUAACAACUACCUCUACCUCUUCUUCACCAACAACCACCACAAGCCAAACACCAAUCACUUCCACUUCAUCCACUUCUCCAUCAAAUACAGCAACUAGCUCUUCAUCUGUUUCUACAGAAUCAACCACAAGACAAACUUCAUCUUUACCCACAACCACAGGAGAAACACCAGUGACCAUUGUUUCAACUACAAGCGGAACUUCAACCACCUCUACUUCACCCACCACUUCAUCAAAUACAACUCCCUAUAUCUCUGUUUCAGCUACAAGUGGAACCUCAGUUACUUCCACUUCAUCCACCACUUCAACAAACAUAACCCCAUCAACCCCUAUUUCUCACAUUUCCACCACAAGUGGACCAUCAACCUCUCCAACAACCAUCUCAACAAGAGUAACAACUACCUCUACCUCUUCUUCACCAACAACCACCACAAGCCAAACACCAAUCACUUCCACUUCAUUUACUUCUCCAUCAAAUACAGCAACUAGCUCUUCAUCUGUUUCUACAGAAUCAACCACAAGACAAACUUCAUCUUUACCCACAACCACAGGAGAAACACCAGUGACCAUUGUUUCAACUACAAGCGGAACUUCAACCACCUCUACUUCACCCACCACUUCAUCAAAUACAACUCCAUAUAUCUCUGUUUCAGCUACAAGUGGAACCUCAGUAACUUCCACUUCAUCCACCACUUCAACAAACAUAACCCCAUCAACCCCUAUUUCUCCCAUUUCCACCACAAGUGGAAUAUCAACCACUCCAACAACUAUCUCAACAAGAGUAACAACUACCUCUACCUUUUCUUCACCAACAACAACAACAAGCCAAACACCAAUCACUUCCACUUCAUCCACUUCUCAGUCAAAUACAGCAACUAGCUCUUCGUCUGUUUCUACAGAAUCAACCACAAGACAAACUUCAUCUUUACCCACAACCACAGGAGAAACAACAGUGACCAUUGUUUCAACUACAAGCGGAACUUCAACCACCUCUACUUCACCCACCAUUUCAUCAAAUACAACUCCCUAUACCUCUGUUUCAGCUACAAGUGGAACCUCAGUAACUUCCACUUCAUCCACCACUUCAACAAACAUAACCCCAUCAACACCUAUUUCUCCCAUUUCCACCACAAGUGAACCAUCAACCACUCCAACAACCAUCUCAACAAGAGUAACAACUACCUCUACCUCUUCUUCACCAACAACCACCACAAGCCAAACACCAAUCACUUCCACUUCAUCCACUUCUCCAUCAAAUACAGCAACUAGCUCUUCAUCUGUUUCUACAGAAUCAACCACAAGACAAACUUCAUCUUUACCCACAACCACAGGAGAAACACCAGUGACCAUUGUUUCAACUACAAGCGGAACUUCAACCACCUCUACUUCACCCACCACUUCAUCAAAUACAACUCCCUAUACCUCUGUUUCAGCUACAAGUGGAACCUCAGUAACUUCCACUUCAUCCACCACUUCAACAAACAUAACCCCAUCAACACCUAUUUCUCCCAUUUCCACCACAAGUGAACCAUCAACCACUCCAACAACCAUCUCAACAAGAGUAACAACUACCUCUACCUCUUCUUCACCAACAACCACCACAAGCCAAACACCAAUCACUUCCACUUCAUCCACUUCUCCAUCAAAUACAGCAACUAGCUCUUCAUCUGUUUCUACAGAAUCAACCACAAGACAAACUUCAUCUUUACCCACAACCACAGGAGAAACACCAGUGACCAUUGUUUCAACUACAAGCGGAACUUCAACCACCUCUACUUCACCCACCACUUCAUCAAAUACAACUCCCUAUAUCUCUGUUUCAGCUACAAGUGGAACCUCAGUAACUUCCACUUCAUCCACCACUUCAACAAACAUAACCCCAUCAACCCCUAUUUCUCCGAUUUCCACCACAAGUGGACCAUCAACCACUCCAACAACCAUCUCAACAAGAGUAACAACUACCUCUACCUCUUCUUCACCAACAACCACCACAAGCCAAACACCAAUCACUUCCACUUCAUCCACUUCUCCAUCAAAUACAGCAACUAGCUCUUCAUCUGUUUCUACAGAAUCAACUACAAGACAAACUUCAUCUUUACCCACAACCACAGGAGAAACAACAGUGACCAUUGUUUCAACUACAAGCGGAACUUCAACCACCUCUACUUCGCCCACCACUUCAUCAAAUACAACUCCCUAUACCUCUGUUUCAACUACAAGUGGAACCUCAGUAACUUCCACUUCAUCCACCACUUCAACAAACAUAUCCCCAUCAACCCCUAUUUCUUCCAUUUCCACCACAAGUGGACCAUCAACCACUCCAACAACCAUCUCAACAAGAGUAACAUCUACCUCUACCUCUUCUUCACCAGCAACCACCACAAGCCAAACACCAAUCACUUCCACUUCAUCCACUUCUCCAUCAAAUACAGCAACUAGCUCUUCAUCUGUUUCUACAGAAUCAACCACAAGACAAACUUCAUCUUUACCCACAACCACAGGAGAAACACCAGUGACCAUUGUUUCAACUACUAGCGGAACUUCAACCACCUCUACUUCACCCACCACUUCAUCAAAUACAACUCCCUAUAUCUCUGUUUCAGCUACAAGUGGAACCUCAGUAACUUCCACUUCAUCCACCACUUCAACAAACAUAACCCCAUCAACCCCUAUUUCUCCCAUUACCACCACAAGUGGAAUAUCAACCACUCCAACAACCAUCUCAACAAGAGUAACAACUACCUCUACCUCUUCUUCACCAACAACCACCACUAGCCACACACCAAUCACUUCCACCAUUUCAUCCAAAACAUCAACUCCCUCUUCCUCUACUUCUUCAAGUCCAACCCCAGCACAUACAUCAACUUUAUCUACUAAAUCUACACCCUCAUCCACUACAGUUUCAACUACCACUUCAACAACUUGCCCAUAUUUAAUGAAAUGCUCCUGGUCAUCAUGGAUUGAGGGCAGUAGUCCAACAAUUACAUAUUCUAAUGAAAAAGUAAGUCAUUCUAAUGAAAAAAACAGUAAUUCCAAAACAUCAUCCAAUGGAAAAGAUGACAGCACUUCAAGAGAGGAUUCUAAGCAAAAAGAAAAUAAAUCUUCAAAGAGUGAUUCAAAUGAAAGAGGCAGCAAUCUGUCAAGAGGUACUUCAAGUGAAGAAAAUCAUGAUGCUUCAAGACACUCUUCUGGUGAAGAUAGUGGCAGCUUGGAACUAUUAAAGUCUACUGGAUCUGAAAUAUGUUCAGUACAGGAAAUGGCAAGCCAAAUACAGUGUCAAGUAGCAUCAGAUUCAAUCAACUAUAAAAAUACAGCAGUUUCGCAAUGUGAUAUGAAAACUGGCCUUGCAUGUCUUAAUGCCAAGCAGAAAGGAAUCUUUAUGCCAGAAUGUCAAAAUUAUAAGAUAAGGGUUCAGUGUUGUUCUACAGUUUGUUCACCAUCUACACCAGGCCCAUAUGUCAUUACUUCAACUCCAAGUAGUACUUCAACCACUUCCACUUCUUCAACAACCUCAACAAAACCAACACAUCCCUAUUCCUCUAUAUCAACAAAAACUACCUCAAUCAUUACCACAACCACUUCGCCCACUUCCUCAACAAAAAUAACUACCUCUACCACUUUAAUCCCAACAUCCAGCACAAGUGGAACACCAAUCACUUCCACUUCAUCCACCACUUCAACAAACAUAACCCCAUCAACCCCUAUUUCUCACAUUUCCACCACAGGUGGACCAUCAACCACUCCAACAACCAUCUCAACAAGAGUAACAACUACUUCUACCUCUUCUUCACCAACAACCACCACAAGCCAAACACCAAUCACUUCCACCAUUUCAUCCAAAACAUCAACUCCCUCUUCCUCUACUUCUUCAAGUCCAACCCCAGCACAUACAUCAACUUUAUCUACUAAAUCUACACCCUCGUCCACUACAGUUUCAACUACCACUUCAACAACUUGCCCAUAUUUAAUGAAAUGCUCCUGGUCAUCAUGGAUUGAGGGCAGUAGUCCAACAAUUACAUAUUCUAAUGAAAAAGGAAGUCAUUCUAAUGAAAAAAACAGUAAUUCCAAAACAUCAUCCAAUGGUAAAGAUGACAGCACUUCAAGAGAGGAUUCUAAGCAAAAAGAAAAUAAAUCUUCAAAGAGUGAUUCAAAUGAAAGAGGCAGCAAUCUGUCAAGAGGUACUUCAAGUGAAGAAAAUCAUGAUGCUUCAAGACACUCUUCUGGUGAAGAUAGUGGCAGCUUGGAACUAUUAAAGUCUACUGGAUCUGAAAUAUGUUCAGUACAGGAAAUGGCAAGCCAAAUACAGUGUCAAGUAGCAUCAGAUUCAAUCAACAAUAAAAAUACAGCAGUUUCGCAAUGUGAUAUGAAAACUGGCCUUGCAUGUCUUAAUGCCAAGCAGAAAGGAAUCUUUAUGCCAGAAUGUCAAAAUUAUAAGAUAAGGGUUCAGUGUUGUUCUACAGUUUGUUCACCAUCUACACCAGGCCCAUAUGUCAAUACUUCAACUCCAAGUAGUACUUCAGCCACUUCCACUUCUUCAACAACCUCAACAAAACCAACCCAUCCCUAUUCCUCUGUAUCAACAAAAACUACCUCAAUCAUUACCUCAACCACUUUGCCCACUUCCUCAACAAAAAUAACUACCUCUACCACUUUAAUCCCAACAUCCAGCACAAGUGGAACACCAAUCACUUCCACUUCAUCCACCACUUCAACAAACAUAACCCCAUCAACCCCUAUUUCUCACAUUUCCACCACAAGUGGACCAUCAACCACUCCAACAACCAUCUCAACAAGAGUAACAACUACCUCUACCUCUUCUUCACCAACAACCACCACAAGCCAAACACCAAUCACUUCCACUUCUACAAGCGGAACUUCAACCACCUCUACUUCACCCACCACUUCAUCAAAUACAACUCCCUAUAUCUCUGUUUCAGCUACAAGUGGAACCUCAGUAACUUCCACUUCAUCCAACACUUCAACAAACAUAACCCCAUCAACCCCUAUUUCUCCAAUUUCCACCACAAGUGGAAUAUCAACCACUCCAACAACCAUCUCAACAAGAGUAACAACUACCUCUACCUCUUCUUCACCAACAACAACCACAAGCCAAACACCAAUCACUUCCACUUCAUCCACUUCUCCAUCAAAUACAGCAACUAGCUCUUCAUCUGUUUCUACAGAAUCAACCACAAGACAAACUUCAUCUUUACCCACAACCACAGGAGAAACACCAGUGACCAUUGUUUCAACUACAAGCGGAACUUCAACCACCUCUACUUCACCCACCACUUCAUCAAAUACAACUCCCUAUAUCUCUGUUUCAGCUACAAGUGGAACCUCAGUAACUUCCACUUCAUCCACCACUUCAACAAACAUAUCCCCAUCAACCCCUAUUUCUCCCAUUUCCACCACAAGUGGACCAUCAACCACUCCAACAACCAUCUCAACAAGAGUAACAACUACCUCUACCUCUUCUUCACCAACAACCACCACAAGCCAAACACCAAUCACUUCCACUUCAUCCACUUCUCCAUCAAAUACAGCAACUAGCUCUUCAUCUGUUUCUACAGAAUCAACCACAAGAGAAACUUCAUCUUUACCCACAACCACAGGAGAAACACCAGUGACCAUUGUUUCAACUACAAGUCGUACCUCAACUACCUUAACAUCCUAUCCAACCCCAGUAACAAUUAUUACAUCUUCUCCAACUGUUACCAUUACUUCUACUUCUGGAACAACUACUACCCUAAUAUCUACAUCUUUGUUUUCUACGUCAUCCACAUCAUCAACUACUACAACAACCCCCUUGUCUACAACUAUAUCAUCUACCAGUGGAAAAACUACAUCUGGACCCAGCACUACACCUAGUUCCUUUGUGACCACUCCAUCAACUCCAUCUAUUUUGUCAUCAGCCAGCACGUCAACACCUUGUUUUUGCCAAGUAAAUAAAUCAUUAUUUUCACCUGGUGAUGUUAUAUAUAGAACAGCAGACAGCAAUGGUUGUGAAUAUUAUGCAAUCUGUAGCAAUGACUGUAAGCCAGAUAGACAUGUUGGGGAUUGUUCAUCAACCACAACAGUAUCAACUCCAUUAACCACUGGAUCACUUACUACAUCAUUAACAUCUGGAGCAACAAAUACAAUACCAACAGGCUCAACACCCUUAUCCACAGUAACUUUAGUUUCUAGCACAACAACACCUGGAUUAACAAUAUCAUCAUCAACUGGAUCAGCAACUGUUCCAACCAUCACACCAUCUUUUACUAGUGUAACUUCCAAUUUCUCAACAUCAGAAUCUGUCAGAUCUUCAACAACUAUAUCAACUCCCGUAUCUAAUACAACCCUCUCAUAUCCCACUGCUCAUUCUUGCGGUGAAUGUGUGUGCAUGAUGCCAAAAUGCGGAUCUGGCUACCAAGUAGUUUCAUUCCUGCCUCCUGGUGCCUGCUGUGUCAAUAUAACUUGCGUGCCUGAAUCUGUCUGUGUCUAUGAAAAUGAUGUAUAUCAGAGAGGAUCUGUUAUUCCACAGCCACAAGAUGCAUGCCAAACAUGUGAAUGUUCUCAUGACAUGGAUAUGAAUUCAGGGUUUUAUGCAAUAAAAUGUUCCCCAGUUGUAUGUGACACCACCUGCAGCACAGGCUAUGAAUACAAACAACGUAGUGGAGAGUGCUGCGGGCAAUGUGUGGCAAAACAAUGUACCAUGAAGGGGGAAAACAACACUGAUGUCAGCAUUGAGGUUGGACAACAGUACCGCAAUAUUGACAGUAAAUGCAGCUACUAUGAAUGCGAUGAAGAGAAUGGUCAGCCAGUCCUAACCAAAGUCAAGACAGUUUGCCAAGAGUUGGACAUUACCACAUGUGACCUGAGUACACUACAAUAUGAUGCAGAUGGCUGCUGCCGGACAUGCCAACCUCUGAGACAUUACGAUAUGUUCAGAAGAUUGAACAAUUUAAGUCUUAAGAGUAAAAUGUAUCAAACCUUCAACAGAUAUAAAGUGGAGAAGUUGCUACAACAGGCAAUCAUCUGUCAUUUAUCUAGUACAUAUAUAAUGACAGAAGCUGAUUAA
Messenger RNA from Pseudophryne corroboree (corroboree frog), 18372 nucleotides. RefSeq names its product mucin-2-like. Gene Ontology annotation, molecular function: protein binding. The record is from RefSeq and is a predicted model, not a curated record. Gene Ontology annotation, cellular component: extracellular matrix. The coding region runs from base 1 to 18372 and encodes 6123 amino acids. The transcript is spliced from 41 exons. Lineage: Eukaryota; Metazoa; Chordata; Amphibia; Anura; Myobatrachidae.